GGCCACAGCACGCGUGUCGGCCAGCUACCCUCGCCUCUAUUCCCGUCGCCAUGCGCGCGUCGCGUAAUCUCCUCCUAGUACCGCCUGAUAGCCCGACAGCACACCGCUCCCGCAGCGCGCACAGGCCGACAUGGGAUCAAAUCAGCCGAGGCGCGUCGGCUCGCUACUCCCUCGUGUUCGCCCAUCGGCGCGCCGUCGCCCUCCCAAACGCCAUAACUCCCCCCAUAUGCCGGCCCUUCUCCCCCUCGUCCUCCGCCGUUCGCUCGCCCUCCACCUUUCGCUCAUCUCCCCUUUCCGCCCUUUCUCCACGUCUUUCUGUCCUCGCCGCUUUACCACGCGAUGCCUCUCCGAGAGAUUCUCCCCUCAGCCGCCUUCCCCACCCGGCCGCUGAGGAUAUUGCGCCGACUCCAGUGCCUCGACCCACCCUGGGGGCGACAACUUGCCGAAACUCUUGGAGACCAUUCUUGUUCGUUGACUGGAUGUGUUCACUGGUCCUGCUGCAGAUAGAGAGUACGGGCCUUCCUUGAGAGUCUAGGCGCGGGCCACGGAGUACCAGGAACAUCGGAGUAUGCUCUAGUACGACUCAGUAGUACGGCUCGGAGCGUCGGGCCCUCCGGCGGAGGGGCGUGCGAAGGAAGGGUCCGGAGUGGGCGAUAGGGAAACCGCGGGACCGUUGGCGCAACCGAGGGACCGUUGGCGCAACCGCGGGACCAUUGGCGCAACCGCGGGACCAUUGGCGCAACCGCGACGGCCAGAUACCACCGAGGCCACUAUGGCGUCCCUUUUGCUGCUCGCGCCUAAAAAAUUGCCCCCUGCAUGCCUUGCUUCUCGCGCUGCAGCAGCUGCAGCACGCGCGUCCUCUCCCGACCCACGGCACCGUCGCACCAGCAGCGUGCGAUGCCGUCGCCCCGUGCUGCCGACCUCGCUUGCUUUCGCACG
Messenger RNA from Closterium sp. NIES-67, 939 nucleotides. The record is from the annotation of a GenBank genome assembly. NCBI's taxonomy places the organism in Eukaryota, Viridiplantae, Streptophyta, Zygnematophyceae, Desmidiales, Closteriaceae.